Apis mellifera (honey bee) is the source of this 2674-nucleotide messenger RNA. It is a transcript of the gene Rim2, whose product is annotated as mitochondrial carrier protein Rim2. The transcript is spliced from 7 exons. Gene Ontology annotation, biological process: mitochondrial transport; pyrimidine nucleotide import into mitochondrion. Gene Ontology annotation, cellular component: mitochondrial membrane; mitochondrion. Lineage: Eukaryota; Metazoa; Arthropoda; Insecta; Hymenoptera; Apidae. The record is from RefSeq and is a predicted model, not a curated record. Gene Ontology annotation, molecular function: pyrimidine nucleotide transmembrane transporter activity. Bases 139 to 1275 code for a protein of 378 amino acids.
UGUUACGAUCAAUGCGACCAGUUGUUGUCGAGUUGUUGAAGGUGAAGGUGAUAUUCGUUGUUUGUGUUUUCUCAUACAAUUCGAUUUUCAAAAGAAGAAUCGAGUUAUACUGUCGGAAAAGUAAAGCAUUGCGGUUGAAUGGUAACAGGGUCGAGUGGAAGAAUGUUGGAUCGCGAUACCGCGAUACAUCUCAUUGCUGGAGGAGUGGCUGGAACUACUGGUGCUAUAGUUACUUGUCCCUUAGAAGUGGUUAAAACACGUUUACAAUCUUCUUCUUCUGGAUUUUAUCCACCUCCGGUGAACAAGGAACUUACUUCCGGUCAUGUCACAUGUAAAAGUUUUCCGAAACCAGAACAGAGGAGAAGGCUUUGCACUGGUGGCUAUACAAGGCAUGCUUUGAUUGCUCUCUCUCAUUUUGGCGCGUUUGCUUCUUCAGGAGGUUCUUCUCCUCACAGUCAUUCUGCGCCAGGUGUAUAUCAAUGUAUCAGAUAUAUCGUUCAAAAUGAGGGUAUUCGUGCCCUGUUCAAAGGAUUGGGUCCUAACCUUGUAGGUGUUGCACCAUCCAGAGCAAUCUAUUUCUGCGCCUACUCAAAAAGCAAAGUCGCAUUUAACGCGAUCUUUGCCCCGGAUACCGCUCUUGUACACGUAUUCUCCGCAUUCUGCGCCGGUUUCGUCGCAUGCACAUUGACAAAUCCUAUUUGGUUCGUGAAGACCAGGCUGCAACUGGACCAUCGAACCAACAAAAUCACUGCGAUGGAAUGUAUGCAAAGGAUAUAUCAACAAUCGGGUAUCCUGGGAUUCUACAAAGGCAUUAUGGCCUCCUACAUAGGAAUAAGCGAGACUGUGAUACAUUUUGUGAUCUACGAGGCUGUGAAGGCCUCUUUAGCAACAUACAAGGCUCCCAAUGCAGAUCGAAAAACAUUGCGCGAUUUCUUAGAGUUCAUGGCGGCUGGCUCGUUCUCAAAAACGAUUGCCUCCACCAUCGCUUACCCCCAUGAAGUAGCAAGGACGAGACUUAGAGAGGAAGGUACGAAAUACCAGACUUUCUGGCAAACAUUGAGCACAGUCUACGCUGAAGAAGGAUUUCAUGGUCUAUAUCGUGGUCUUGGUACUCAUCUAAUUAGACAAAUUCCAAAUACAGCAAUUAUUAUGGCUACGUAUGAAGCGGUGGUAUAUUUGCUAAGCAAGCACUUUCACGAACGAUCUUUAAGCAUAAACAAUGAAAGCGAGUCCAAGUUCUAUACAGAUCCAAAGGGUAAACGAGAAUUGGCCUAGGACUUACUCACGGCCCCUGAGUAAAGGGCCAAUAAUUCGCAUGCUGCGGCGAGUCUUGAAAUUGCAUCUGUUUUGAAAAAAAGAAAAUGAACCAUAAGAACAACAACGCCGUCCAAGAGAGAGUCCAUACGCCGGGAGAGAACGCAUUUCCGAGUUUGGGGCCAUGCCGGCCGGCCAGGUCCAAUCGAACAUGUCGAAGGUAGCAAAAUAGGUAUCACAGCGCGUUGUACGCUGCUGUGUGCUCUAUAAGUGUAGCAAAAAGUAGUCCUUCCUCCUUUCAGGUAGCGUACCUACGUACGCGAGGAACAGCCUAAACUGUCUGUCUGUACCUUCGUCGACACAUUCACACACACAUACACGGAGGCGAGGAUCGUGAAGCUGGAUUAAAUGAGUCAAUUACAUAGACUCAGAAUGCUCCAAAAGUAAGAUUAUGUCAGCUUCUCGUUACUAUUAAUCUGUUAACUGCUUUGUUAAUGAAAAAUUUGCACAAAUAUGUUUAUGUUAUUUUUAGUAAAUCUGAUUCAAAGCAAAUUAAUUUGAUUUGAUUUAAUCUCUUAAAAAUUAAAAUUUGAUAACGUAUUUUUUAUGAUUAAACUAAUUAAAUUUAAAUCAAAAAUAUUGAUAAUAUUGUUUUUUCUAGUUAACAGGUUAAUGGAAUCAUUGACAUUAUCAUUGGUAAUAACAGGUAUCAUGGGAGAUUCAUUUUAGGCAUCUUAAUUGUUUCUAAAGAUCUUCGAAACAGGGAAAAAUGGAUUUUAAUUCUUAAAAAUUUAUAAUAGAUUUAAUUUUUCACUAAUUAGUUAUUUUAUAUAAUAAUAUUAAUAUUUUUAUUUGAAUUUAAAUAUUGAAAAUUCAUACUUCCCUUGUUUUGAUAUGAUAGAAAUCAUUUUUCAUUAUUCAUUUUUAUGCAGUAUUGUGAUUUCUUUAGAGCAAUAUACACUUAUAACUAUAACUAAAAAUUAUUGUUAAAUAUAGUGUAAGAGAUAUAUUGCUCUUGAUUCAUUAUAUUCAUUUCUAUAUCAUUAAUAGCAAAUACAUUUCUGAAUUUAAUGGUUAUUAAAAAAAUGCGAUCAUUGUUUUUUCAAUUUCUUUUAACAAAAAGAAGAAUAGAAAAUAAUCAUUAUAAUUACAAUCUAUAUAAAUACAAGAUGAUGAAGGUGGACGAUUGUUAUGUUUAUUUCUAUUAAUAUAAGGAGAUGUAUUAUUAUCAUUGUUGUUGUUCAUCAUUACAUAGAAUUUGUAUUUCAUAUUAAAUUUUAUUUUCGAAAAUGCUUCUUCUAUAAAAUGCUCAAAAUUUGUGCAUUAUUGAUUGAAACCUAAUUUUUCUGUACGUGAGAAAUUUAUUUUAAAAUAUGUAUUGACAUCAAUUUCUUUUGCAACGAAGAAAAUAUAAAAAAAA